AAAAAAAAAAAAAAAAGGUUCUACAUCUUUCUCACUACCUCAGGUACCAUCUAUACCUACCUUGCUUUCUGUAUAAAGAGAAGCAGAGUCAAGACCAAUUCAUCGUACUUUUGCUCUUCCACUCUGUAAGCAAUAACACAUCAGUUCUCUACUCUUCACUCAAAUGGCAAAGGUACCACCAGAAGAAGAACACCCUGUGAAGGCUUUUGGGUGGGCCGCUAGAGACCAAUCUGGCCAUCUCUCUCCUUUCAACUUAUCUAGAAGGGAAACAGGGGAUGAGGAUGUGAGGUUUAAGGUGCUGUAUUGUGGAAUAUGUCACUCCGAUCUUCACAGCAUCAAGAAUGAUUGGGGCUUCUCAUUCUACCCUCUUGUUCCUGGGCACGAAAUUGUUGGGGAAGUGACAGAAGUAGGGAGCAAGGUGAAUAAAGUUAAAGUUGGAGACAAAGUGGGCGUAGGAUGCAUGGUUGGUGCAUGUCACUCCUGCGAGAGCUGCAAAAAUGACCUUGAAAAUUACUGUCCCAAAGUGAUACUCACUUACAAUUCCAUUUAUCAUGAUGGAACAUUCAACUAUGGAGGCUAUUCAGACACAAUGGUAGCUAAUGAGCGCUACAUAGUUCAUUUCCCAGAAAAUAUGCCACUUGAUUCUGGUGCUCCACUACUCUGUGCUGGGAUCACAGUGUAUAGCCCCUUGAAAUAUUUUGGUUUAGCCCAACCUGGUAAGCAUAUUGGGGUUGUGGGCUUAGGUGGGCUUGGUCAUGUAGCUGUCAAAUUUGCUAAGGCUUUUGGGGCAAAAGUGACUGUAAUUAGUACCUCACCUAGCAAGAAGGAUGAAGCUUUGGAACAUCUUGGUGCUGAUUCUUUUUUGGUUAGCCGUGAUCCAGACCAAAUUCAGGCUGCCAUGAACACAAUGGAUGGUAUUAUUGAUACUGUUUCUGCAGUGCACCCCAUUUUACCAUUGCUUGGUCUAUUGAAGUCCCAUGGAACGCUUGUCAUGGUGGGUGUACCGGACAAGCCACUUGAGCUACCUGUGUUUCCGUUGAUUUCGGGAAGGAAGAUGGUUGCCGGGAGUGGCAUUGGAGGAAUGAAAGAGACGCAAGAGAUGAUUGACUUUGCAGCAAAACAUGGCAUCACGGCAGACAUUGAGGUUGUUUCAAUGGAUUAUGUGAACACCGCAAUGGAGCGUCUUGCUAAGAAUGAUGUUAGAUACAGGUUUGUCAUUGACAUUGGAAACACCUUGGCUGCUACCAAGCCUUGAAGAAAUAGCUUUGUGUCUUAAUUAAUUUUCUUUUAUUGUUCCAAUGUUCCAUGGUUUUUUUGGUUGGAUGGGGUGGUAUUGAAUUUAUUAUGUUUUGCUGGGUCUCUACCAUAAGCCUGUCCUUCAAACUUUCAUAUAAUGUGUAAUAAAUAAAAUAAUAUAUAUAUGGAUGUUUAUGUUGAAGGAUUUAAAUUUAA
Messenger RNA from Quercus robur (English oak), 1452 nucleotides. RefSeq names its product probable mannitol dehydrogenase. The coding region runs from base 164 to 1255 and encodes 363 amino acids. The record is from RefSeq and is a predicted model, not a curated record. Lineage: Eukaryota; Viridiplantae; Streptophyta; Magnoliopsida; Fagales; Fagaceae. Gene Ontology annotation, biological process: lignin biosynthetic process. Gene Ontology annotation, molecular function: zinc ion binding; cinnamyl-alcohol dehydrogenase activity. The transcript has 5 exons.